This is a messenger RNA of Manacus vitellinus (golden-collared manakin), 1428 nucleotides long. Its product is annotated as keratin, type I cytoskeletal 13. NCBI's taxonomy places the organism in Eukaryota, Metazoa, Chordata, Aves, Passeriformes, Pipridae. The record is from RefSeq and is a predicted model, not a curated record. The transcript is spliced from 8 exons. The coding region runs from base 1 to 1389 and encodes 462 amino acids. Gene Ontology annotation, molecular function: structural molecule activity.
AUGAGUUGCAACAUUAAGGAGACUAUUACUGUGUCUAGCAAAGGCAGGAGCAGUGGUGGCAGCUGUAUCAUUGGUGGUGGUGGUGGAGCACGGAUUUCUUCCUAUGGGAUAGGCAGUGCCAGAGGUUUCUCUGGAAGGAGCUACUGCGGUGGAGUGAAUUAUGGAGGGGGACUGAGCGUUGGUAGCUUGGCUGGUGGGAGCUAUGGAGGUGGCAACUGCUAUGGCAAUGGCCUGGGGUUUGGCCUCGGAGGAGGGGUGGUUGUUGGGGGUCUCGGUGGCGACUGUUUGCUGUCGUCCUGCGAUGAGAAGGUCACCAUGCAAAACCUCAAUGACCGCCUGGCCUCCUACCUGGACAAGGUGAAGUGCUUGGAGAAGGAGAACGCCGAGCUGGAGUGCAGGAUCAGAGAGUGGUACGCGACACAGGGCCUGUCCUGCGAGCCCCGGGACUACAGCUGCUACUACAAAGAGAUCGAGGACCUCCAGAACCAGAUUGUCUGUGCAACCAUUGAUAACAACAAGAUCAUCCUGGACAUCGAUAACAGCAGGAUGGCUGCUGAUGAUUUCCGUGUGAAGUACGAGACGGAGCUGGCCCUGCGCCAGAGCGUGGAGGCCGAUAUCAACGGGCUGCGCCAGGUCCUGGACCAGCUGACGCUCUGCAGGUCCGACCUGGAGGCACAGCUGGAGUCGCUGCGGGAGGAGCUCUGCUGCCUGAAGAAGAACCACGAGGAGGAAAUGUGCUGUCUGAGGAAGCAGUCGACUGGAGAUGUGAGUGUGGAGGUCAAUGCCUGCCCUGGCCCAGACCUCAGGCAGAUCUUGGAGGAUUUGAGAUGCCAGUAUGAAACACUGAUUGAACGCAACCGCAAGGAAGUCGAGGAUUGGUACGAGUGCAAGAUUGAGGAGGUGAAUCGGGAGGUGAUUACAAGUGGUCAGGAGGUGGAGACGUGCAACAACCAGGUGACCGAACUGAGACGCCAAUUGCAAGCCCUGGAAAUCGAUCUCCAAGCUCAGCUCAGCCAGAGAAAUAACUUGGAAUCCUCUCUGGCUGAGACUGAGUGCCAGUACAACACCCUCCUCGGUGAGCUACAGAACCAGAUCACGUGUGUGGAGCAGCAGUUGGCUGAAAUAAGGGCGGAAAUAGAGUGUCAGAACCAAGAGUACAAGACCUUACUGGACGUCAAGUGCCGCCUGGAGCAGGAGAUCCAGACCUACCGGUGCUUGUUGGAAGGAGGACAGCAGGACCUCAUUCACGGAGGAGGAAUCGGAACUGGCGGAGGGGUCAUUAGGACAAGCCACACCUACACAACAACUACAGCUGCCCACUGCCAGCCCCAGGUCCCACCCUGCAAGACUGGAGACAUACAAGUGACCUGCAGGAGAAUUUGUGAUUAAGGAGGAACGGACUGGAAGGUGACAGGGAAACCCAGAGAC